GCGGUUGCGAGCGUCACUUCCGCUUCCGGGACAGCUACCGGUAGCUUCCGGUUCCGGUACGGUAGCGGCUGUGGCGGAGUGACGCAGAGCUCGCCGCGAUGAUCGAAGUCGUCUGCAACGAUCGUCUGGGCAAGAAGGUGCGGGUGAAAUGCAACACGGAGGAUUCCAUCCGUGACCUGAAGAAGCUGAUCGCGGCGCAGACCGGGACCCGCUGGGACAAAAUCGUGCUCAAGAAGUGGUACACCAUCUUCAAGGAUCACGUCACGCUGGGCGACUAUGAGAUCCAUGAUGGCAUGAACCUGGAGCUCUACUACCAGUAGCCGUUACCGUCCCCUCCCGGUUCCCGCCCCUCCCCGUGCUCCUUUCUCCGUGGGACCCUCCCCCAACUCCUCGUUCCCCCCCACCCCCACGCCCGGUAUGGCCGAGCUGGAGCCACGCUGAGGCUCUAAACCUGCCCUGAAGUGUUUAAGUGGUUUAUAAUAAACGUGUUUCUCGA
This is a messenger RNA of Phalacrocorax carbo (great cormorant), 496 nucleotides long. The record is from RefSeq and is a predicted model, not a curated record. NCBI's taxonomy places the organism in Eukaryota, Metazoa, Chordata, Aves, Suliformes, Phalacrocoracidae.